AUGCAAACUAAUGAUACAUUUGCUUCUCAUGUUCCAUUGAAUGUCACUCUAGUGUUUUGUUCUACUGUGUGGACAGGAAAUCAGAGUCUUCUUUAUGAAGGUGUUUCUACAGUUCCUCUGCAUGCUCUUCCGGACUUUAGUCCUGUCCAUAUUGGACUUUCACCAACCACGCGAGGAGUUGGUGAUAUUAUGGUGAAUAGGUAUUUUAUAACCAAGGAAGAUUUGAUGUUGAUGAAGAAAUGGGCUUUAGAGUGGAAGUUUGAGUACAAGACUUAUGUUCGUGAUCAUACAUGCGAUACAACACAUAGGAAAGCCAACCACAGACAAGCAUCUGCAAAGUUGUUGGGUUCUUUGAUUUACAGCAAUUAUGGAGAAAAGAAGGAAGGUCUCAAACCGAAACAGAUCAUUGAACAUGUCAGGAUAAAGCAUGGCGUUCACAUCAAUUACAAACAAGCUUGGAGAGUGAAAGAAGAAGUUCAGUUUUUGGUUAGAGGAACUCCUGAAAACAGCUAUUACAAUUUGUCUAGGUGGUUGAACAAAGUCACAGAGACAAACCCUGGUUCGUUAACUUAUCAACAUAAGGAUGCUAAUGGAAAGUUCAAGUAUGCAUUUGUGGCUUUUGGUCCAUCAUUCUCAUUGAUGAGGAGAGUUAUUGCAGUAGAUGGUACAAUUCUCAAGGAAAAAUUCAAUGGGACUUUAUUAGCAGCUUGUGUUCAAGAUGGGGAUUAUCAUCUAUAUCAUCUCGCCUUUGUAGAGGUCGACGAUGAAAAUGCCGCCUCUUGGAAAUGGUUCUUUAGAGGUUUAACCCACAUGAUCCCGGACGCUCCGGAUCUUGUUUUUGUAUCAGAUAGGGCUAAUUCCAUUGCUUCAGCACUGGAGGAAGUUUAUCCCUUAUCUCACCAUGGAAUCUGCAGGAUCCAUCUGCUCCGCAACAUCACUCCUAAAUAUUCGAGGACUGGUUUGCUACCUCUGGUGGAAAGCGCUGCUGAUGCCUACACGUGUCAUGAGUUCUGGUUAAUCUUUAAGGACAUAAAGGAUAAAUGUCCUGAAUUGGCUAAGUAUCUGGAAGAUUCAGAUUUUAGGAAGUGGGCACGAUGCUAUGCGCCUACGAACAGGUACAAUAUCAUGACUACCAACAUUGCAGAGUCUCUCAAUUCUAUGUUGAAAAUGCCUCGUGAGUUGCCAGUGAUCUCUCUCCUUGAGACGAUUAGAUUGACACUCACCACUUGGUUUUUUGAGCGACGCGAAGCGGCUGCGAAACAUAAGCACCUGGUAACCCCAAAAGUUGUGAAGAAAUUGGUAUUCAGGUUUGUGGCUGCAAUGCUGCUGAAUGUGUAUCAAGUUGAUCAAAGCGAGUUUGAGGUGAAGGAUGAAAAAAUGAAGUAUGUUGUUGAUUUGGAGAAGCGACAUUGCACUUGUAAUGUUUUCGAUAUUGACAAGAUCCCCUGCAUUCAUGCAAUUGCUGCUGCUAAAUAUAUUAAGAGAGAUGAAAACCAUUACGUUGAUGGUUCCCACUUGACAGAAACGUGGGCUAAAGCUUAUGCCGAAAGCAUACACUCUGGUGCAGAGUUGUUAAUGUCCAUCUAUCCAGUGAAUAUUGAUGAACUUACUUGCCCACCUCCAGCUACAAAAAAGAGAAGUGGACGUCCUCCUACGAAGAGAAAGAGAUCCGUUGGCGAGUUUGGGGUUCAUGGAUCUAAAUCUCAAUCCCACAAGUGCAGCAGAUGUGGCACAGGAGGGCACAACAAGACCACAUGCAAGAAGCCUAUAGGAUGA
Molecule: messenger RNA, 1776 nt
Organism: Raphanus sativus (radish)
Lineage: Eukaryota; Viridiplantae; Streptophyta; Magnoliopsida; Brassicales; Brassicaceae
Exons: 3
Coding region: 1-1776 (591 amino acids)
Molecular function (GO): zinc ion binding
Source: RefSeq, a predicted model, not a curated record